UUUACAACUACACUUGGUUGUAGUUCAGGUGCCAUCGUCUUCUGAUCAAUUCAACAUGGAGGAGCAGGUUUAAUAACGGUUCAGGAUACUCUGAUGGACUCCGACCAAAUCACCGGGGUGUUCGGAAAGGUCAGCGGCCUCCCUGUUCCUGUUGCAGCUCAUGUGCGCGAGGAGCAGCAGCCGGAAGCCCGGAUCUACACGGUGACAGCAGAGUGGAUUCAGAGUGACCUGGUCCGAUGCUCCAGAUUUCGCUUCUCGCAGCAGUGGACUCUGAUUGCCGACAGCAACAACCACCGGAGCAUCAGGACCAUCCUCCCACCUGGACCAUGUGCACCAGUGUCUGGAGAGUUGUUGAGUGACAUUUCGCCUAAUCAAGGCCUGAGGGCUGUUGUCAGGGAGACGGGCAGCCAGCAGCUCCUAGAGAUCUGGGACCAUCAUGGCCUCAGGAAAUGCCUCAACCUGUCCGCCCUGAACAACCAUGGCAGAGUGUAUGAUGAUGCUCAGUUCGGAAGCCUGUCCUGGUCGGAAUGUGAGACCAAGCUGCUGUACGUAGCUGAGGGCAGCAGGAGCUCAUCAGGAGAACCUGGAGAAUCCACCAGCAGAAAGGACAGGAGUGUGUACUGUGAGGACUGGGGCGAGGCUCUAACCAGUAAGAGCGUCCCAGUGCUCUGUGUGGUGGAUUUGCUUCGUGGUGCAGUCGGAGUUCUGCAGGGCGUCCCACCAGACGUCUCACCUGGACAGGCUCUGUGGGCUCCCGGCGCUCACUCUGUCUUCUUUGUGGGAUGGUACCACGAACCUUUCAGACUUGGACUGAAGUUCUGCUCCAACCGCAGGUCGGCUCUCUUCAGACUCAGCCUGGACGGGCGCUGUGAAUGCAUAUCAGAGGACAAUGUCUCAGUGUCCUGUCCCAGGCUGAGUCCAGAUGGCUCCACGUUGAUCUACCUUCAGGGCAAAGUGUUUGGGCCUCACAACCAGUGCCACAGUGUGCAGCAGUUGGACCUGAAGAGCUGGAAGACCUCGACCAUGCUGGACGUUGUCAGCAGGCCCCAGGAUGGUGAGUUUGCAGGAGUGUAUGAAGCUCUGCCUUCGCACUGCUGGUCUGCUGAUGGUCAGAAGGUUGUGUUUAGCAGCGCCGUUAGAAACUGGAAGGAUGUCUUCAUGGUGGACAGAAGAACAAAGAAAGUCACUUCCCUCUCCGAUAGUAAGAGUCCGUCCCCUCCUCCCCCUCCUCCACUCCCCACCUACUCUCCUUCUUUUAUUUUCCCCCCUCCUCCUUCCUUGCCUCCCACUCCUUUCCUUCCUUCCCCUUCAUCCCCUUAUUGGUCUUUUUAUUCACCUCCUCCUCCACCGACUCCGCUGUCUCCUGACCUUCCACCUCCUCCUUCUCACUUUGUCCUAAAUUCAGCUCCCCCUCUUCCUGCUGAGUCUUACUUUCCGAACCCUCCUCUUGCCUCAUCAUCUCAUCUUCGUCACGAACACCAGAGAGAGCUGGAAGAACUCUCCGAUCUCUCUAAGGUUUACGGCAGCUGGAAGCUGCUAACCGUCCAAAGAGAUCUGAUGGUAGUCUGCUGCUCCAGCCCCAGCUCUCCUCCCACACUGAGGGUGGGAUUCCUUCCAUCAGCAGACUGUGAGACUGUGACCUGGAGAACCCUGCAAGCACCUUUCAUUACCUUCGAUUACCUUUGGACAGUCCUGAAUGUUACACCUUCAUCAGAGGAGGACAACAUAACUUACCCUGGUUUAGAUUUUGGGGCCGUCUUGGUGAAACCAUCUCGUCCCGCCUGUGAAAGCAAAACGCCUCUGGUCGUCUCUAUUCAUGGUGGUCCUCACUCCCAGUUCCCUGCAGAGUGGAACAGCACUUCAGCUGGACUGGUUGAACUGGGCUUUGCUGUGCUAAUGGUGAACUAUCGGGGAUCCACAGGCUUCGGCCAGGACAGCAUCUUGUCCCUGAUUGGUCAGAUUGGGAGCCAGGAUGUAAAAGAUGUGCAGAGGGCCGUUACAGCUGCACUGCAGAGCGACAAAACCCUCGAUCCCAAACGCUUGGCUGUGAUUGGUGGUUCCCAUGGUGGCUUCCUGUCCUGUCAUUUGAUUGGUCAGUACCCAGACUUCUACAGAGCAUGUGCAGCCAGGAAUCCAGUCAUUAAUGCUGCUACGCUGCUGGGAACCAGUGACAUAGUGGACUGGCGAUACACAAGUGCAGGCUUUCAGUUCUCAUACGACAGCAUCCCGACUGCUGAGAACCUGGCUGUGAUGUUACAGAAGUCCCCCAUCACGUAUGCAGCAAUGAUCAAAGCCCCAGUGCUCCUGAUGUUGGGUGGGAAGGACCGAAGAGUUUCUCCUCAUCAGGGUCUAGAGCUUUACAAAGUUCUGAAGAGCAGAGGGUCGCCCGUCAGGUUAUUGUGGUUCCCAGACGAAGGACACUCUUUGUCCAUGGUGGACACUCAGGUCGACUGCUUCCUAAAUAUGGUGCUAUGGCUGAAACAGCACGUCUGAGCAAAUCUUUGUAGACACUGUGACUCAGCUGUUUUGAUUCUGCUGAGAUUUUGACACAGGAUAUUGAAUGAAACUGAAACCUGUCUUUUUACUAAAACUAUGAAACCCAAUUUUGUAAAAUGUGUAAAAGCAUGCAAUAAACACCUGUGUCUAUGCAGAGCUAAUAAACUUUAAGGUUGAA
Cyprinodon tularosa is the source of this 2674-nucleotide messenger RNA. It is a transcript of the gene apeh2, whose product is annotated as S9 family peptidase. The record is from RefSeq and is a predicted model, not a curated record. The transcript is spliced from 22 exons. Gene Ontology annotation, molecular function: serine-type endopeptidase activity. The coding region runs from base 94 to 2493 and encodes 799 amino acids. Gene Ontology annotation, biological process: proteolysis. Lineage: Eukaryota; Metazoa; Chordata; Actinopteri; Cyprinodontiformes; Cyprinodontidae.